This is a messenger RNA of Populus trichocarpa (black cottonwood), 2103 nucleotides long. RefSeq lists its product as uncharacterized. The transcript is spliced from 2 exons. Bases 506 to 1372 code for a protein of 288 amino acids. The record is from RefSeq and is a predicted model, not a curated record. NCBI's taxonomy places the organism in Eukaryota, Viridiplantae, Streptophyta, Magnoliopsida, Malpighiales, Salicaceae.
AUUUGGUUUUCAAAGGGUAUCCACUGACACUAUUUGAAAAAAGAAUCGUUUUGCUUUUCUUCUAUGUAACGUGUAGUAUAAUAACCAGUCAUUUUCCAGCAAACAUCCAGCUGCCGUUUCUUCAUGGUCUCCCCAUGUUACUCAAGCUUUCUCUUCCUUCUCUGAUCUCUAUCCAUCCCUAAAUAUACUAAGCGAGUUUUUUUUCUGUUUUGUUUUUAUGUAAUUCAUUUGGUGAAACUAAGUACAGAGUCACCGACACUGACAAAUCUAAGCAAAUCUAAGUCCUUUCUCUCUCCCGUAGCUUUGCAACAUAUAUAGCUUCUGGCAGCAAAAAGCAGCGUGCCCAGAUCAAAUUGAAGUGUAAAGAAGCUAGCUUUGGAGCAUUUUGGAAGAUGGGGUCUUGAGUUUACAAAGGUACUAUUGUUUUUGUACUGUCUUCAUUCUUUUCGCCUUCUAGCAAAGAAGUUCCAAAAUUGUUAGAUAUUAGCGUGCUUUUAUUGGUAAAAUGAGGGACUUUCCUUCUUGUUUUGGUGAAAGUGGCGUUCAAGUAGCUGAUUCAUCUUCUUCAAGUACAACAAAAGCUGCUCAAAAUCUGGUCACUUGUGUCUAUCAAUGUAAAUUACAUGGCCGUUCUUGUUUAAUUACUGUUACUUGGACCAAGAAUCUCAUGGGUCAAGGUGUUGGUGUUGCAAUUGAUGAUUCAACAAGUCAGUGUCUUUGUAAGGUUGAUAUAAAGCCAUGGUUGUUCUCUAAAAGAAAAGGGUACAAGAAUUUAGAGGUAGCUUCUGAUAAGGUUAUUAUAUAUUGGGACUUGUCCAAUGCUAAAUUUGGUUCUGGGCCAGAACCUUUGGAGGGUUUCUAUUUGGCCAUUACAUUUAAUCAAGAAAUGGUGUUACUUCUUGGGGACAUGGCGAAGGAAGCGUACAAGAAAAUUGAAAGUGCUCCAGUGCACACUAAUGCAAUUUUUAUUGCUAGAAGAGAGCAUAUUUUUGGGAAGAAGUUUUAUGCUGCAAAAGCUCAGUUCUGUGACAAGGGUCAGAUGCAUGAUGUUACUAUUGAAUGUGAUACAAUUGAUCUUAAGGAUCCCUGUCUUGUGAUCCGCAUUGACAGUAAGAUGGUAAUGCAGGUUAAAAGACUGAAAUGGAAGUUCCGCGGCAAUUAUACUAUAUUGGUGGAUGGCCUCCCAGUUGAAGUGUUUUGGGAUGUUCAUAAUUGGCUAUUUGGAAAUUCUAUGGGUAAUGCAGUUUUCAUGUUCCAAACUUGCUUACCUGCAGAGAAAUUAUGGAAAAGCCAAUCCAGUACUCUUGAUCCCUCUGUACUGACCUGGUCGUGCUUGCAGAAAUUCAGAGACUGCCAAUUACAAGGGAUUUAGCCCAAACAGUGAUGUUUUAGAUUUUCUGUUAUAAACUAUCCAUGGGUGCUACCAAUAUGAUAUCUUUGUGGAGCACUGCAGUAAGAUUGUCCUCUGUGUACUCUCACGACAGCUUUUAAUAUUUGCGAGACCCAUGAACUUUUGUUGUAAAGAGAUGAGAUGCAAGUAAACUUGUUCUAAUUCCUAGAUUGCAGCAGGUAUGUACAUCUUUUACGUGGGAUAUGAGGCGAUUUAUGAGACAAUAAUUCCUUGCUCUGUUUGCAUGUGCGCAGCUCUACUUGCUUAUCAUUUUCUUUUUAUUUCUGGUUCCAGACUAGCUGUGUCAAACCAAUUUCAUAUGGUUCUGACAAGGAGAUGGCAAGCACUCCAUAUACAGUGAGUUAGCAUGUUACAGGCAUUUAAGACUCUGAACCUCACCCUUUUAUCUUGUAGAUCACAAAUUUGAGAUCAAAAUGUGGUUGAAAGAUGCAGGAUAGGUGAAUUUGAUGUAAAAGAAAAGGGCGAGAUUGAGAAUCUAAAAAACCAUGUUCUAAGUUACUGUAUAUGGAGCAAUGAACUUGUAGUGUGUCUACACAGUUGCCCUUCUGUGUGAAUGAUCACUGUUCAACAAUGAUGAUGCUGCUCUCAAUUCUCAAAUAUGAUACAGCACUAGUUGCCCUUCCAUAUGUGUGUCAUGUACUUGUUUUUCUGUCACAAAUGGAAACCCUAGCAGCUUUCUAGCUUUUUGAUUA